This is a messenger RNA of Amphibalanus amphitrite, 3581 nucleotides long. RefSeq names its product cAMP-dependent protein kinase catalytic subunit 1. Gene Ontology annotation, cellular component: cAMP-dependent protein kinase complex; nucleus. The record is from RefSeq and is a predicted model, not a curated record. NCBI's taxonomy places the organism in Eukaryota, Metazoa, Arthropoda, Thecostraca, Balanomorpha, Balanidae. Gene Ontology annotation, biological process: peptidyl-serine phosphorylation. Bases 1828 to 2715 code for a protein of 295 amino acids. The transcript is spliced from 12 exons. Gene Ontology annotation, molecular function: cAMP-dependent protein kinase activity; ATP binding.
AGGCGCGUCCCUGCCAUCACCGCGGCCGGCGGCGCCGCGCGGUUGACCCCUGACCCCGCCGGUAGCUGCGCGCGCGGCGCCGUCUCAGCCGACCGGCCGCGGCGGCUCCGCGGCUGGCUCAGGUCGCUCGGUGACGAAUGGUGACCUGCGUGACCUCCCCGCGGCGCCCGACGCUCGGCCGGCGGCGCACCACCUGUUUGUGCGUCGUUUUGGUCGCGGUAAAUCGCGCCGGUGGCCUCUUUCUAGGCUGUUUGUUCGUGUUGCCUUGCUACGGGAGAUGGCUGAGGUGCUGUGAUGCUGCUCAGCUCUGGUCUGGCCCAGCUGGAGGUGAUGUGUGUUACAAUCAAUCACAGAGCAUGACUAUUUUAGCAGCACGAGGGUUUGAGAUUGAAUCAGUGUCUUAGGGCGUCCUCUGUAGACCUAUGCAUUUUCUAUAAGUCAUUGUUUUCAAAAGUAUUCAGCGAUUUUCGGUAGUUGGGCUAUACGAACAUUUGCAUCUUCGUUCGCAUUUUGGUCGGUUUGUGGCUUGUAUUCUGAUGUAAAUUUACCUGUCGAUCAUGCUGCAAUCUGCGCGACAUUCUGACCUCAUUUCAGCGUCGCCUAGUUUAACCCUUAGGCCAUGGCAUUGAUCAGCACUGAUUCAUCGCCGCAUAAACCUCGUGAUAGUAUUUGGAGAUGUUAUCCAGUGGAACGUUGUCGACGAUUUUAGACGGCGGGGACAUUGCGGACAAGCGCGUCUGCAAGGGCGGUGACGCUUUACAAAAGUUUUCCAUGUUCGCCGCUUUGUUUCCUUCUUCUUAUGUGAUCAUUGAUCAAUUAAAUAAUCUACUGUCCCGCGUAAUUGAACCCAUUCGUGGCACCGCUUCUGUCCGAUCUCCCCACUGACCACCCGGCCCUCCGCGGCCACCGGUGCCCCCGGGCCCGGUGCCUGAGCGCGCCCCUGCCUCGGACGGUGCAGCGCGGCCGCUUCGCUGGCUGCAGACCCGCGCGGCGUCGCGCCGCGGAAGGCAGCCCCAGUCGACGGUCGCUCGUAAUCGCGGUAGGUUCGCACUGUGAGUCCUCAGCCGUUCCGGCGCAGCGCAGCGGUGGAUUAACCUUGGACAGUGAUUUGCGACGUGCUAGUGAGGUUAACGGAGAAAGACGGCAUCCCCAGAGAGUGGUAUUUCGGUAACUGUUGUGUGUUGGAAGUUGGAACCAGUGUUUGGUGAGCACAGUGUGGUCGAACGGUUGAUCUAGGAGUUUGUUUAGGUUGUGAAGUGCCUGCGCGGGCAGAUCAUAACUGGGUGACCGUAGUGGUGUUGCGUGCAAUACUCUGAGAGAAUCGCGAGCAUCCAGUGUGAGCGCGGUAGAGCGCACGGCUCGAGUCGGUGGUGAAACGCGGGUAUCUGCAAACGCUCAAAACGUCGCGCCGCUGCAAAAAUGACACACCGGGCCGAUACAAGCCGCGCGAUGUGACAGACGGCACCGACUCCAAGUCUCCGUCCAGUCCGCUGCACAGCGCCGACUCCAAGAGCGCCGCCAAGCCGCCGGCCAGCCCGCAGCGCUCCGAGGCCAAGGCGCCGCGUCCGCCCGACUCGGCCGCGCCCCGCGACGCCCAGAAAGCGGGCAAAGUCAAGGAGAAAUCGGGCAGCGGCGACGGGAACGCCAGUGACUCCAGCUCCGGGCCCGUCAUGCCGUUCAGCAAGGGCAACUUCGACUUCAAGGAAUUCCUAGAGAAGGCUAAGGAAGAUUUCGAAGAAAAAUGGAAAAAACCCUUCCAAGAACACGUCUGCGCUCGAGGACUUCGACCUGCUGAAGACCCUGGGCACCGGAUCGUUCGGCAGAGUGAUGCUGGUGCAGCACAAAGCCGGCAAGGACUACUUCGCCAUGAAAAUCCUAGACAAACAGAAGGUGGUUCGCCUGAAGCAAGUCGAGCACACUCUGAAUGAGAAGCGAAUUCUCCAGGCGAUCAGCUUCCCCUUCCUUGUUAGUCUGCAGUACCAUUUUAAGGAUAAUUCAAAUUUGUACAUGGUUUUAGAGUACGUACCCGGUGGAGAGAUGUUCUCUCAUCUUAGAAAAAGCGGCAGGUUUAGCGAGUCGCACUCCCGGUUCUACGCGGCCCAGAUCGUGCUGGCGUUCGAGUACCUGCACUACCUGGACCUCAUCUAUCGGGACCUGAAGCCUGAGAACCUGCUCAUAGACAGCCAGGGAUACAUCAAGGUCACUGACUUCGGGUUCGCCAAGCGGGUCAAGGGCAGGACCUGGACGCUGUGCGGCACCCCCGAGUACCUGGCACCAGAGAUCAUCCUCAGCAAGGGCUACAACAAGGCGGUGGACUGGUGGGCGAUGGGCGUCCUCAUCUACGAGAUGGCCGCCGGCUACCCGCCCUUCUUCGCCGACCAGCCCAUCCAGAUCUAUGAGCGGAUCGUGGCCGGAAAGGUGCGCUACCCGUCCCACUUCAGCUCGGAGCUGAAGGACCUGCUGCGCAACCUGCUGCAGGUCGACCUCACCAAGCGCUACGGCAACCUCAAGAACGGUGUCAACGACAUUAAGGGACACAAGUGGUUCGCCACCACCGACUGGAUCGCCGUCUAUCAGAAGAAGGUGCCGGCGCCUUUCUUGCCGACGCUGCAGUCUGCCGACGAUACGUCCAACUUCAACACGUAUGAGGAGGAUCCGAACGCGGUGGUCGAGUCGGCCGAGGCACUCUACGCCAGGGAGUUCGCCGACUUUUAGCGCCGCCGCAGCAUCGAGCAGGGCAUGUGGAGGCGCCGUUCAUCCCCAAGUGCAAGGGUCCGGGCGACACGUCCAACUUCGAUGACUACGAGGAGGAGCGGUUACACGUGUCCUCCACGGAGAAAUGUGCCAAGGAGUUCGCCGACUUCUAGCGGCGACGUCCGACAGACCGAACCAAGUGCCCUGCGCGGCCGGAGCGCCGCGAAACGCCCGGAGACGGGCCAUAGUCAGCGGCCAGCGCGGCGCGCGUGGCCGGCCGCGCCCGGGCCGCCUCCUGCCCGACCCACCCCCGAUCAUUAUGCUAUUUUCUGUGUAAUUACUGGGUUUUAUAUUGGACGCGACCCGUCUGCCGAGAGCGAGUGCGAGUGGUGCGCGCGUGGCGGCCGGAGCGCGCUGGACAGGACGGACGUGGGCCGCCGCGCCGGCCAGAGAGUGAGUGGGAGCCAGAGUGGGAGAGAGCGCCCGCCGCCGACGGCGGUCGGACGGACCGCGCGUGUAUGCGUGUCUGCCCAUGCCGCCAUAGAGACUAUUUAACAGUAAUGUUGUACAAACCCCGCAGCUGACCUAAUCUCAUCAAAUUCUGUCCUAUGUGACGGGCCGCGUGACGCGUGACGCGCCCGCCGCCGCCGCCGUUACGCAGCUGUUGGUGUGUGUGCCGCCGUGACGGAGCUGCGCCCCGGGCCGCGGCGACACGCGCUGUGCCGCCGCACUGACGACGGCGUUCGGAUGCAGGGGGUGUUCUCUAGCGGACAAUAUGGGCAGCCUCGGUAUCUGUUCGUCAGUGUUCAUUGUUUGUAGUUACAGCUGCGUUCAUAUUCUGUGAUUUAGUUGGAGAUUUUCAUUAAUACAUUAAAGUAUAUUGAGAA